GAACUGUUAGUUAACAGACAGACGAGCCAGAGAGCGUAACGCAGAAACAAACAAAUAUAUUAUUAAAUGCAAUAAAUAACUGGCAAUCAACACAUAAAAAUCAAAAAUAGCUGUCAAGUAAUUCACCUGCUCUUGGCGACUUAACUCACUGAAUUGUGAUCAGAGAGGCAGCUGGCGAAAAUGGAUAUUACGGUGCAUGAUAAUGGCUACCAGAACAGCACCUAUUGCCAGUCGGGGAAUCGCACCACGCUUUUCAUUAGCGCCUACAAUGGCAUACCGGAGACUUUGAUAUUGAACACGAUCUUCUGGGUGCUCCUCAUUCUGUUGUUCACGACGCUGCGGCAUCAGGCGAGCGACUAUCGCCUGGCUUUGGUCAAUGCCAAUGGCACUAAGAAACGGUGGACGGAAAUAUUUUAUUCACGUGCCGCGAGCGUUGUAGAGCCGCAGCCGAGCACCUCCAAUCCAACGCCCAGGCCCAGUGCAACGUCACAGCAGAGCGACUCGACGCCUCUUUCGCCCAUCCAAACGGAACCGGGUCUCUUUAAUUGGAUUCGUGUGACUUUUAAGCUGCGCAAGGAAACAAUUUUGCUGCACUCCGGACCGGAUGCAGUUCAUUAUUUGUCCUUUCAGCAGCACAUGAUGGCUGUCAUGGCCGUGGUCACUGUCAUUUCAUUAGCUAUUAUAUUGCCGAUUAACUUUUUGAAUGGGCCCCAGGAUGAGUUGUACGAUGUGAAUGCAUUUGGACGCACCACAAUGGCCAAUCUGCAACCGGAUUCGCCCUGGCUGUGGGUGCACACUAUCAUAACCAUUCUAUAUAUACCGCUAGUGGUGCUUAUCAUGCGCCGCUCCUCAGGACGGAAUGCCUUCAAAAAGGCUGCCACGCGUACCAUCAUGAUAUCCAAUAUAUCGAACAGUGAUCGGAACAAGACGGUUAUACGCAACUAUAUGCAGGAACUGUUUCCCGAUGUGACCAUCGAGAGCGUCAGCAUUGCCUACAACAUUUCACGUCUGUUUGUGCGGAAUGCGGAGUUUGAGAGGGCACAUGAAGCGCGUGUUUAUUGCGAACAUCAUCGGGACCGGGACACGUUGAUGGCCAAGCCAGAAAUGUGCUCGUGCAAGAAGGAGAACGCCUUUGAGUAUUAUCAACGGGAAGAGCGUAAACUCUCUGGUGACGUUGCACGUUUGCGUGCCUCAACAUUGAAUGAGCCAUUGGAUAUUGCGUUCUUGACCGUAUCGACGGUGCAGGAGGCACAGAAUAUUGUAAAUCAUUUCACGCCCGGCACAUAUAGGCAAUGGCACAUCGUGUUCGCCCCGUCACCGGAUGAUAUCUUCUGGGAGAAUCUGAAUGUGAACAAGAGCCAUUGGUAUUUGAAAUUCGUCUGUGUUAACGUUGUGCUCUUUAUUGUCUUGUUCUUCCUAACAACGCCGGCCAUGGUGGUCAACCUGCUAAAUAGUCGUCCGUGGGUCUUGGAUACGGAGAGCAAAAUCUCACCACUUGUGUCUGAGUUUUUGCCCACAUUGAUGCUGUGGACGCUGUCGGCACUGAUGCCCGUUAUUGUCUCCAUAUCGGAUAAAUGGAUGGGUCACUAUACGCGAUCCAAGCAAAACUAUUCGAUAAUGUGCAAAUGCUUUGGCUACCUGCUGCUGAUGAUUCUGAUCUUGCCCUCAUUGGGCUUGACGUCGGCUCAGGCUCUAUUGGAAUGGGGCCUGACGAACGACACGGGACGCUGGCAGUGCAUCUUCUUGCCGGACCGAGGCUCAUUCUAUGUCAAUUAUAUUAUAACCGCUGCCUUUAUUGGUACCUCAUUGGAGCUGUUGCGUUUCCCGGAGCUUAUUGUCUACAUUUGGGCAUUAUUGAAAGCAACCUCAAAAGCGGAGACGCCCUAUAUACGUAAAUCAAUAUUGAUCGAGUUCCCGUUUGGCACACACUACGCCUGGACAACGCUCGUCUUUACCAUAUCGAUAGUGUACAGCAUAUUUUGCCCAUUGAUCAUGCCAUUUGCCAUGAUCUAUAUAUGUCUAAAGCAUAUGGUGGAUCGGUAUAAUCUGUACUUUGCCUAUGGACCAUCCAAUAUGAUAUCACGGAAAGGAGGCAAAAUUCAUUCCACAGCGGUGACCAUGACCAAGUUUUCGGUCCUCAUAUUGGUUUUGGUUAUGGCCAUGAUAUGCUAUUUCCGCGGCGAUGACGGCAUGGCUAGAUUUCUGAUACUCAUCAUAACGCUAGCUAUAACCGUAACCCUGUUCAUCUUUAUGUCGCCGAUCAAACGUUGUGCGGCCACGCGUCGUCCAAGUAUUGUGGAAAUCGCCGGUCCCGCACCCGCCUACAUACCUGAUGUGCUCCGAACUAGCACGCAGAUCAGUACCAGGCCCUCGGUAGUCGGUUUUCCUGGAUAUGGCUCGGACAACGUCUCUGACUACGAUAGCUCCCAGUACAGUGUCAAUAGCGUAGAGGCGUAAAGCGAUGCUAGUUUCUUUUACUUUUUUCUUGGCUGAAACGAGACUCGCUCGACAAGUAAUUAAAAUGUUGACAUAUUUUUGUAUAAGGAUUUUAUAAGCCGUUGAUAACUUUUUCAGAAAUAUAUGGACUUUGCUUGCAAAAAUCGAAAAUGAUCAGAAAAUGUGAUAGAAAUUAGCCUAGCCUCGUGAUUUGCGUCUGAGUUCGGUUGAAAACGCGUUUUCAAAACACGUGCCCCGCUGAGCCCUUCUAUUAAAAUUAUUUUAUUUUUUUUUGUAUAUAAGCAUACACAUAUAACUAAUAUAUACACAU
This is a messenger RNA of Drosophila hydei, 2767 nucleotides long. It is a transcript of the gene Tmem63, whose product is annotated as CSC1-like protein 2. Bases 181 to 2457 code for a protein of 758 amino acids. NCBI's taxonomy places the organism in Eukaryota, Metazoa, Arthropoda, Insecta, Diptera, Drosophilidae. The transcript has 3 exons. The record is from RefSeq and is a predicted model, not a curated record. Gene Ontology annotation, molecular function: calcium-activated cation channel activity. Gene Ontology annotation, cellular component: plasma membrane.